Messenger RNA from Cuscuta epithymum, 1271 nucleotides. NCBI's taxonomy places the organism in Eukaryota, Viridiplantae, Streptophyta, Magnoliopsida, Solanales, Convolvulaceae. The record is from the annotation of a GenBank genome assembly.
CUGUAAAGCUAGAUGAAUUCGGUAGAGAUGUGAAUCAACAGAAACGGAUGGAUAUGACAAGAAGAGAAAAGGCUCGAGAGCGUAGGAGAGCUAAAUCUGAUGCUAAAAGAAUGUCUGCCAUUAGAAAUGACAGUUCCUAUCAGCGAGUAGAAGGAGAAUCAAGCACUGAUGAAAGUGACAGUGAGAGUACUGCCUACAAAUCAAACCGUGAUCAGUUGCUUCAGGUUGCUGAAGAGAUAUUUGGUGACACACAUGAUGAAUACUCUCAAUUAGCUGUAGUUGUUAAUAAGUUUGAGAGAUGGAAGAAACAGUAUUCUUCAAGCUAUCGUGAUGCUUAUAUGUCUCUGAGCAUUCCUGCUAUUCUUUCACCCUAUGUUAGAUUAGAACUUUUGAAAUGGGACCCUCUGCAUGAAGAUGUAGACUUCAGGGAUAUGGAAUGGCAUUCAUUACUCUACAACUAUGGACUUUCUAAUGUUGAUAGUGAUAUUAGAUCUGAUGAAGCUGACGCUGACGCAAACCUUAUUCCUCAACUAGUGGAAAAGCUUGCAAUUCCUAUCCUUCACUAUCAUUUAGAAUACUGUUGGGACAUGCUUAGCACUCGUGAAACUGAAUAUGCCGUGUCUGCCAUGAAAUUGGUGUUUGGAUAUGUUCCCCUGUCUAGUUCUGCUCUGGGCAAUUUGGUCACUGUUUUGCGCAACCGGCUUGCUGAUGCUGUGGCUAAUUUAGUGGUUCCCAAAUGGGACAAUCUUGUAAUGAAGGCUGUACCAAAUGCAGCUCGUGUUGCAGCGUAUGGGUUCGGCAUGUCUGUCCGUUUGAUAAGGAAUAUUUGCUUGUGGAAUAAUGUUCUUGCAAUUCCUAUCUUGGAGAAGCUUGCUCUUGAUGAGCUCUUAAGUGCUAAGGUUCUUCCCCAUCUUCGGAGCAUUAGAUCAGACAUUGAUGAUGCAAUUACAAGAACUGAAAGAAUUGUUGCUUCAUUAUAUGGUGUCUGGGCUGGUCCAAAUGUUAAUGGUGGUAAAAGUCCCAAAUUGCAACCACUGGUCGAUUAUUUGCUAAUACUGAGUAAAAUGCUGGAGAAGAAGCAUUUGGUGACUGGAGCUGAGCAGGAGACUGGAAAGCAUGCUCGUAGGCUGAAGAAGAUGCUUGUUGAACUUAAUGAGUAUGAUCAUGCGAGGGAAAUUUCAAGAACAUUUAAUAUCAAAGAGGCAUUAUGAUAGGCCCUUUCACUACAGGUUCAAAUUUUCUUUACCUUUCUUUCCCAAGGGGGGCUCCAC